AUGACUUCUCAAUACAACGACAUCAAAUUCGAGAUCAAAGGGAAAAUCGGUGUUAUUAAGUUUAACCGCCCUAAAGCUCUCAAUUCGUUUGGUGGCACUCUCAUCCUCGAUGUCAUCGCCGCUCUUCGCGAGCUCAACGAGCACCCAGACACCGUCUUCACUGUCCUGACUGGCGAGGGUCGUUUUUUCUCCGCCGGUGCAGAUGUUCGAGGUGCAGGCACUUUGUCGCAGCCGAAGGAAUAUAAGAACGCGGGCGAGAAGAAGUUGGCGUUCUUACGGAAUUUCACUUAUGCUCACGAGCUCUUGAGAAGCAUGAUCGACCACCGCAAAGUACUCAUUCUCGCACUGAACGGUCCCGGCGUCGGAGGUGGUGCCGCCUGGUUUCCAGGGAUCGCAGACAUUGUGCUGGCGUCUUCUUCCGCAUGGCUUCAAUGCCCUUUCAGCGCGCUGGGCCUCGUCCCUGAAAACGGAUCUGCUCUCUCUUUCGCACAGCACAUCGGUAUUCACCGCGCAAACGACUUCCUGAUGUUCGGCCGUAAGCUAUCCCCACGAGAAUUACUCGAUGCUGGUAUGUACAACUACGUGUGGGACAAAACGGGCGAUGAUUUCCAAGCCGAGGUCAUUAAGUUCCUGGAGGGUCAGCUAGAAGUCAAUGACGGGAAGAGCAUGAUGGAGACAAAGAGGUUGCAAAAUGUAGGUGUGAGAGAGGAGCGGAUGAUGGCAGUUGUCAAUGCAGUCGAUGCUUUGGCAGAGCGUUUCGUCGAGGACGCACCGACAAGGAGGUUUGCGGAGAAAAGGAAGUUGAUGGAGGAGAAGAGUAAAACGCGGUCGAAGAUCUAG
Molecule: messenger RNA, 840 nt
Organism: Didymosphaeria variabile
Lineage: Eukaryota; Fungi; Ascomycota; Dothideomycetes; Pleosporales; Didymosphaeriaceae
Exons: 4
Coding region: 1-840 (279 amino acids)
Biological process (GO): fatty acid beta-oxidation
Cellular component (GO): peroxisomal matrix
Source: RefSeq, a predicted model, not a curated record